This is a messenger RNA of Purpureocillium lilacinum, 1785 nucleotides long. RefSeq names its product GTPase of the mitochondrial inner membrane that associates with the large ribosomal subunit. Gene Ontology annotation, cellular component: mitochondrion. Gene Ontology annotation, molecular function: GTP binding; GTPase activity. The record is from RefSeq and is a predicted model, not a curated record. Lineage: Eukaryota; Fungi; Ascomycota; Sordariomycetes; Hypocreales; Ophiocordycipitaceae.
AUGGCAGUCCGCUCGCCAGGAAGCGUGAUCCUGGCCCCCUUCCUCUACCCGACUCUGUUUAGGCCUCUCCAGACUCGUGUGUCUUGUCCCGCCCUCCGCCGCGCGCACUCGUCCUCGGCAACACCCUCAACUGUCAACGACCUUCCCGAGUCGCGCCUCAACCCCCACCCCGACGACUACACAGCGCCGUCCUUCGUCGACAAGGCCGAGCUGACCCUCCAGGCCGGCCGUGGAGGAAACGGUUGCGUCUCCUUUCAGCGCGAGGCAUUCUUGCCCGACGGACCCCCUAACGGCGGCGAUGGAGGCUUUGGCGGCAAUGUCUACAUCCAGGCCGCCCAUGGCGAGACCUCACUCCAUAAGCUCGCUCGCCGGCGCUUCAUCCGUGCUGGCCGUGGAAAGCACGGACAGGGAAGCGCAAAGGGUGGUUCCAGAGGCGAGGAUAUGGUGAUUACCGUUCCGGUCGGCACCAUUGUUAAGGAGUUGGAACGGCAGGAUCCCGCCGCCGAGGAGGCGCUCAACAUACAAGCUUGGCUGGCCAUGCAGAAGCAGAAGAAGAAGGAAGAGCGGUUGGCUGUAGAAGCCAAGGCGAAGCUGGAAGCAGAAGCUGAGGAAGAUGAAGUCGACGAACCGAUCGAGGCGGACGGCAUCCAUCGGAGACGGCAGAAGCAACUGGAGGAAGAAGAAGAGGAGGACUUGGGGCUCGACGAUCCUCAACGUCAGAAAUGGCUAUUGUACCCGGGCAUGUCCAAGUCCGAGAUGAAGAGCACAUCCUUCCCCAAGCUCCCACGACGCACACGACUCCUCCAACAACCGCCCGCUCCCGUCUACCUGGACCUCUCUCGUCCCACGCCGCAGCCCAUCCUGCUCGCCGCGGGCGGCAUCGGCGGCCUGGGCAACCCGCACUUCACCUCUCGACAGCACCCGCGGCCCAUCUUCGCCACCAAGGGCGAGGACGCCGUCUCCAUGAGGAUCUCGCUCGAGCUCAAGCUCCUUGCCGACGUCGGCCUCGUGGGUCUUCCCAACGCCGGCAAGAGCACCCUCCUGCGCGCCAUCACCAACAGCCGCACGCGUGUCGGCAACUGGGCGUUCACCACGCUGCAGCCCAAUAUCGGCACCGUCGUCCUGGAUAAGUACUCUGGCCGCCCUUCGGUCCAGAGCCAGAGAAAACCGGGCAUUCAGGACGGGCUCUUCGGGGAAGACGCGGUCGCCUCAGGCCCGCGAACGCGCUUCACUGUCGCAGACAUCCCUGGUCUCAUCGAGGGCGCGCACCUUGACCGCGGCCUGGGCAUCGCCUUCUUGCGCCAUGUCGAGCGAGCCGGCGUCCUUGCAUUCGUCGUCGACCUCGCCGCCGGUGACGCCGUCCGCGCGCUGCAGGCCCUGUGGCGCGAGGUCGGCUUGUACGCACAAAUGCGCGACGAGGAGGAGCGGGACCGCGAGAUCGAGUCCCGCGUCGACUGGGACCUCGCAGCCGAGGACAGCACCUCCCGUGGGCCCGUCAGCCUCAUGAACGCCGAGUUCGCCGGCCAGGACCAGGUAUCUCCGGUGCUGCACAUCGCAGGCAAGCCCUGGUUCGUCGUGGCUACAAAGGCAGACCUGCCCAGCACGCAGGAAAACUUCCGCCAGCUCAAGGCGUACCUCGACGACGUGACGAGCGGCAAGGCGGCGCACCCCAGCGGUGUCGAGGGCGCGUGGGCGCGAGACUGCGCAGCCAUACCAGUCAGCGCGAUCAACGGCCAGGGCGUGGACCGCAUCGUGCACUGGACGGUUGGGUUGCUGGACGAGUGA